Molecule: messenger RNA, 927 nt
Organism: Durusdinium trenchii
Lineage: Eukaryota; Dinophyceae; Suessiales; Symbiodiniaceae
Source: the annotation of a GenBank genome assembly
AUGCCGCAGUUCCGUUUGCCCAACCAACGGGUGGCCAUUGUGUCGAUUUGCGCUUACGGAGAAACCGAGCCGGUGCGCAUCAUUGGCACGGAGAACCAUCAGGUCUAUGCGGAGCUUCACGGUUAUGACCUUUAUCAAGUGACUGAGAAGUCGCAGAUCAAAGCAAAUCUGGCUUCUCAGAUGGACAUCAACGAUGGGCGGCACAAGCCCUUCUUCUGGAAGGUCAACGUGGAACAAACUCCAAGAUAUGAUUGGGUGCUUUGGAUUGAUUGCGAUGCACUCUUCAUGGAUCCAGGUCGAACGAUCGACAGUGUCAUUCAGAUGUACAGCGGCAACAACACCUGGGCCACAAAGCUUGGACCCAGGAGUUUCGGCGAAGAUUUGAAGAUGCAGAGCUUACGAGACCGAGUGCAACCUUUGAGUCCCCCAGAGGUGUCGCUGAUUGUGGCCACUGACUCCUCCGGCAUCAACAACGGCGUGUGGUUGAUGCGGAACAGUGCUUGGUCCCAUGACUUCCUGGUGCGAUGGUGGCAUUCGGACAUCCUGCAAGGGCCGGGAGAAAAUCACAACUGCAGCGAUCAGUCAACCAUGCAACACCAACUCUUAUAUGACAGCAGCAUGUCUUUGGACGAUGCCUGGGACGCGGUCGAAGCACCCGUUUGGGUGCCGGAAGUGCGCGUGGCUGCACAGGAACACUUGCAGUCCUUCCAUGCUGCAACAGCUGCGACCGUGGCAUCAAGAGAAUGGCAAGAUGGGGACUUCAUUAAGCAUCAUCCAGGAUGCCACUACUACAAGCCGCCCUGCCAACAACUGUAUCUGGAAGCGCAUCAAAUCUUCCUUGGCAAGCUGCAGGCAGAGACUGAGGGUGGACGGUUGACAGAUAACAUGGGGAACCAUUGCCCCCCUGGCCCUCACGUAGGCUCUUGA